GGCAGGAGGAGCACCUGAGCCAAGGAGUUUGAGAACAGCCUCAGCAGCACAGGGAGACCUCAUCUCAAAGCUUGGGAGCCUUCUGCACCAUGCUGAGCACAGAUACAGAGGAAGUGAGUAGCUGGCUUCUUCCUGACUUUCACUAAGUGUGUAUCAUGGCCCGGCUACCCAUAGGCGGUUCCACAAUCCAGCAGCAUCUGCAGCUCUCUUUUAGAACUGCGGCCUCCAGAUCCUCCCUCCAGACUGGCUGAGUGAGCCUCUGCAUCUCAAGAUCCCCAGGACAUUCCUGGUGGGCUCAGAAGAGUUUCUACCAUGGAGUCCAUCUCUAUGAUGGGAAGCCCUAAGAGCCUGGAGACUUUUUUACCUAACGGCAUAAAUGCUAUCAAAGAUGCAAGGAAGGUCACGGUGGGCGUCAUAGGAAGCGGGGAUUUUGCCAAGUCUCUGACCAUUCGGCUUAUCAGAUGUGGCUAUCACGUGGUCAUAGGAAGCAGAAAUCCUAAGUUUGCAUCUGAGUUUUUUCCUCAUGUGGUAGAUGUCACCCACCAUGAAGAUGCUUUAACAAAAACAAACAUAAUAUUCGUGGCUAUCCAUAGAGAACACUACACCUCCCUGUGGGACCUGAGACACCUGCUUGUGGGCAAAAUUCUGAUCGAUGUGAGCAACAACAUGCGGGUGAACCAGUACCCAGAAUCCAACGCGGAGUACCUGGCCUCACUAUUCCCGGACUCCUUGAUUGUCAAAGGAUUUAAUGUGAUCUCAGCUUGGGCACUUCAGUUAGGGCCCAAGGAUGCCAGCCGCCAGGUUUAUAUAUGCAGCAACAAUAUCCAAGCUCGACAACAGGUUAUCGAACUCGCCCGUCAGUUGAAUUUUAUUCCUGUUGACUUGGGAUCUUUAUCAUCUGCCAAGGAGAUUGAAAAUUUACCCCUGCGACUGUUUACUCUCUGGAGGGGGCCGGUGGUGGUAGCCAUAAGCUUGGCCACAUUUUUCUUUCUUUAUUCCUUUGUCAGAGAUGUAAUACAUCCAUAUGCCAGAAACCAGCAGAGUGACUUUUACAAGAUUCCUAUUGAGAUUGUGAACAAAACCUUGCCUAUAGUCGCCAUUACUUUGCUCUCCCUGGCAUACCUGGCCGGCCUCCUGGCGGCUGCCUAUCAGCUUUACUAUGGCACCAAGUAUCGAAGGUUCCCUCCCUGGCUGGAUACCUGGCUACAGUGCAGGAAGCAGCUGGGUUUGCUCAGCUUUUUCUUUGCCGUUGUCCACGUUGCCUACAGCCUCUGCUUACCGAUGAGAAGGUCAGAAAGAUACUUGUUUCUCAACAUGGCCUAUCAGCAGGUUCAUGCAAAUAUCGAAAAUGCCUGGAAUGAGGAAGAGGUUUGGAGAAUCGAAAUGUACAUCUCUUUUGGCAUCAUGAGCCUUGGGUUACUGUCCCUCCUGGCAGUCACUUCAAUCCCAUCAGUGAGCAACGCUUUAAACUGGAGGGAAUUCAGCUUUAUUCAGUCUACGCUUGGCUACGUUGCUCUGCUUAUAAGUACUUUCCACGUGCUAAUUUACGGAUGGAAACGCGCUUUUGCAGAAGAGUACUACCGGUUUUACACACCGCCCAACUUCGUCCUUGCACUUGUUUUGCCCUCAAUUGUAAUUCUGGGUAAGAUGGUUUUACUCCUCCCGUGCAUAAGCCGAAAGCUAAAACGAAUUAAAAAGGGCUGGGAAAAGAGCCAGUUUCUAGAAGAAGGCAUGGGAGGAACCGUUCCUCAUCUGUCCCCAGAGAGAGUCACAGUGAUGUGAUGAAAAGAGGCACUCACUGGUGCCACAUACACUUCCAUCCAUGCCAUUACUUUAGGACUCCCUCCACGCUCCCUGUGAGCGUGUCAGUUUGCUGCAGGAUGAAACCUGGCAAUGAGAUUUCAGCUGAAAUUGAGAUAGGAUUUUCUUCAGGUUAUUUUUUAUAGAUGUCACGUUUUGCCAACAUGCAAUUUUGUAUUCCACAUAUAGAGUUACAAUCUAGGAGUAUUUUCCUUUGUGCAACUGUAUCAGUAUUGUUAUUUUAACUGUAUUGCAUAAUCAUGCAGAAAUAUUUGUAGUUAAUAAUAUAGGUGAAAUGUAAUGUUUAGAACACUUGGCAAACUGGCAGAACUUGAAGCUUUUAACAUUUCUCAGUGGAUGUGCUUUUUUCCUGGAAGCUAAAGAUUUUAAUUAUUAUCCAAUUUAAGAUGCAGAAAUGCAUAAUCACAUAUUAUUGAGAAGAGACACAUCACAUCAGUAUCUAGGGUGCACAGGCGCAAUCUCAUACUUUCAUAAAAUGGGACCAGAAGAAUGUCAUUAAUUAUACAAAGCAGUGUGAGUGUAUGAGCACAAAUUAAAGACGAACCUAAAACUGUAUUCAAAAAUGCAUUGGAGACAAGAAAUUAAUGCUGCUAAUGCACAACUUAUGAGUGCUUUAUUCUCUAUCGUGUUACAAAGCAGUUUCAUUUUUAUAUUUGUGAGAGUCAGGGAAAGGACUCAGUGAAACUUGAUCUCUCAAGCUGCAAUUCUGAAUAUAGUUCCAACCCCAGGAACUGUAGAACUGUCCAUUUAUUACAGUGGAAGUGGCGCGUUUGCACAUCAUUCCAUGUCAGUUUGUACGUGUUACUUUGACCAGUCUCGUCCCUUCCUGUGGGAUUGUAAUGAUGUCCACCGAGGGAGUUCGGAAUGGUUCUAAACACUGGUCUUGUCCCAUUGAACACUUACACAACAAACCAAUGAGAUAGUUAAUUAUCUUCAUUUCACAUAAGGAAAAACCGAAGGAGAGAAGGUUAAAUUUGCCUGAGGUCACACAGUGAAGAAGUGGUAGGGUGAGCAGCCAUGGCCGGGUAGUCAUUCUUCAUGCUUUAUUCCCUGCUCCACCUCCAUGCAGAACAUUCAUGGUGCCAGUCUAGAUGGUUCCUUCCCUGUAUGGUCACUGACAGCCUUUAGAGUAGGUUUUGUAGACUAACUGUUGGGAUCCUAUAACUCUUAAUCUUAAAAUUCCCGUAAGGUGGCCAUGCCCUGUGCUCUUCCUGAAAAAACUUCCUGCCUUUACUACCAUUCAUUAGGAAGCAGUUUAUCACCAUAAAGGAUAUUAGAACAAGCAGUUAAUUAUAAAUCUACUCCAGAGACAUGUAAUCUCAUAGAUUAUUCAUAAACUUUCUCAGUACUGGUCUUCAUAUGCAAAUUUCGUUUUGUUCAAACCUUAGGAUAGACUACAUUUUCUCCAUUUGUUCUAUAUUUAUUUUCACCAUAUUAUAGUGAAAGUUACAGACAAGAUGUAAUUAUGUGUAUUCUUCCUAAAAUUGUAUCAUUUCUAAAGUUACCUACUGACUUGAAUUCAACCACCAAAAAUAAAAGGACUCAUUUUAUGGGACCUGUCUUUC
Messenger RNA from Psammomys obesus (fat sand rat), 3386 nucleotides. It is a transcript of the gene Steap2, whose product is annotated as STEAP2 metalloreductase. Bases 313 to 1782 code for a protein of 489 amino acids. Gene Ontology annotation, molecular function: cupric reductase (NADH) activity; ferric-chelate reductase (NADPH) activity. NCBI's taxonomy places the organism in Eukaryota, Metazoa, Chordata, Mammalia, Rodentia, Muridae. The record is from RefSeq and is a predicted model, not a curated record. The transcript is spliced from 7 exons. Gene Ontology annotation, biological process: copper ion import. Gene Ontology annotation, cellular component: plasma membrane; endosome.